ACAAUCGUUUUGAUUUUAUCGAAGAGAUUCUAACGUUGUUAUUAUGAUGUUAAGAAAAUGACUAGUUAAGGCGUUUCUGGAUAACGAGUGAUCUGAUCAGGCUAAUCACAGCAAUCGGUUAGAAUGAUAAAUAACGUCUAUCACUACGUACGACACUGGUCGACACUACGUGAUCUGUCGCUGUCAAAAGUUUGGAGUUUUUCCACAUCAUUUCCUUGUGAUUUCCUCGCGGUUAUCUAUAAGAAGUGCAAAAUGUCCGGUAUUUCACCUGAAGAAAUUAUCUCCCUAUGCCGGACCCCUGAGCCAGCAACUAAGGACUUCAUGUUCCAACAAACAAUGUACCGCAUCAAAGACCCAAGGAAGUCCAUUCCGUUCUACACCGGAGUGCUGGGCAUGACUUUGCUGAAGCAACUCCACUACCCAGAGAUGAAGUUCUCUCUGUUCUUCAUGGGCUACGAGAACCCGGCUGACGUGCCCCAGGAUGAAGCUGUGAGGUCCGCCUGGGCGUUGACUAGGAAGGCAACUUUGAGCCUUACUUACAACUGGGGUACGGAGAGCGACGAUUCCUGCUACCACAACGGCAACUCGGACCCGAGGGGCUUCGGCCAUAUUGGAAUAUGGGUGCCUGACGUGGAAGCCGCUUGUGCUAGGUUCGAGCAGCACGACGUGAAGUUUGUGAAGAAGCCGCAGGACGGCAAGAUGCGAGGGCUGGCCUUCAUCCAGGACCCCGACGGGUAUCGGAUCGAGAUAUUCACUUCUAACGUCGUCUAAACUUAAAAAAACAGGUCUGUAAUGUCAACUUUGCUAGUGUUGCCCGACUGUCGAUAGUUUAAGUCGAUUCCAUCGAAAUUCAGAGAAAGGUUUUCGCCUUCGCCUUCUUAGCAACAGCUAAAGGCCGGUCCGUGAGCACGUAGAAUUUUGUCCAAUGACCCCAAGCUACCCAUCCUUAUCGCUCGCGCGUAAUUAUAUUGCUGUCGCGACUGUGCGACGGGAGCCCGCAGUGAGUGUGCGAUCGCGACAGCAACAUAAUUACGCGCGAGCGAUAAGGAUGGGUAGCUAGGGGUCAUUGGACAAAAUUCUACGUGCUCGCAGACCAGACUAUAGUAGUUGUCUAAGUUUGAAAAUAAAAACAGGUCUGUAAUGUUCAGUUUGUUAGUGUUGCCCGACUAUUGAUAAUUUGAGUGUCGAUUCCAUCGAAAUACAGAAAAAGGUGACCGAGUUUAUUCCGCAACUGCUUCUCAACACCACCCGGAGUGGUAGCUCUAUUGGAGCGUGUAUAAAUGGACUAAUUUAAGGGACUUUUAACACUAAAGAAUGCUAAUGUGCAAAGUUUAAUUACCACAUUGUUUUUUUUUACAGUGUAUUUCAUGUCAACAGCAGUGAACAGCAUAAUAAUUAUACAAUACAAUAAAUCAUUGCUAUCGAUAAUAAUAAGAAUUUUUCUAAUAUUAAAAUGAUUGUUUUUUGAUUCUUUCGAUGCUAUCGACAGUCUCCCCUUGAUGGACUUUCUAUUUAGCGUCCAAUUUUCUACAGUCACUUCAGAUUUGAACUUUGGAUUGAAUGGCAAUACCCACGUGAUGUUACGGAUCAUUGAAUGUGCCUAUAAAUGUAUAUUUUUGUUAAAUAUUCAGCUUGGAUGAACCAAAUUUAGAUUUAACUAAAAUAAAAUAACAAAAUUCGAAAUUGUAAGUGAUUCACGUAUUAUGUUUUUUGUUCAAUUAUUUAUUACAUUAUCAAACAAGAUGUAAAGGACAGUGGCAAAAUCAGUUUAAAUCCAAUAUUAUUUUACACAUUAUAAGGAUUUUUUUAAAUAUUGCUAAA
This is a messenger RNA of Ostrinia nubilalis (European corn borer), 1821 nucleotides long. RefSeq names its product lactoylglutathione lyase-like. Bases 124 to 771 code for a protein of 215 amino acids. The transcript has 6 exons. Gene Ontology annotation, molecular function: metal ion binding; lactoylglutathione lyase activity. Lineage: Eukaryota; Metazoa; Arthropoda; Insecta; Lepidoptera; Crambidae. The record is from RefSeq and is a predicted model, not a curated record.